UGAAUAAAGAGUAGGAAGGGAAGCCUCACCAUCCAAACUAGACGACCUCCUCCCUCAGGAAAGCCUCAACCCACCGAACCACCCCAGUCCCCACCCUUAAACCUACUCCUUUCCUCUCUCUAUAUCCACUCCUCCAUCUUCUCCCUCGCCCUAUCGUGCUUCAAACGAAAUCCGAAUUCCAAUUCCUUCUCCGAUAUGCUUUUCGCUCGCCGGAAGUCGUCGUCUAUUUUCACGCCGGAGCCGUUCAUGAUGAAGCAAGCAGCGUUUAAUGGCCGGAAGAACGGCAACCUCUCGAUCUUCGUUGUCGUCUUCUCGGUCUUCCUCUUCGCCCUGUUCAUGUACAACGAGGACGUCAAGUCCAUCGCCGAGUUCCCUUUCUCCUCCAGAAGCAGAGCCAAGUCCCAGGAGGUCGUCUCCCACCAGCAGCAAGACCUCUCCUCCACCCAACAAGAAGACCCCCAGGCGGAGAACCACCAACCAAGCGGCCAGCCCAAGAGCACGGAGAGGUCAACGACGGAGGUGGAACCCCGCCGCCAAGACGAGCUAGAGAAGAGUCGCCGCACCAAGGUGGUUUUCGAGGACGAGAACGGCCCUGGGAUUCGGCUGCCGGUGAUCAAGCAGGAGGCCCGCGAGGGGCGAGUGGCCCAGCCGGAGCCCAAGGAGAAGGCCAAAGACGAGGAGAGGUCGGGCGAGGCGGAGGUCAAGGAGGAUCGGACGGUGGUCCUGGAGCGAACGGUGGUGAGCGUGCCGGAGGGGUGCGACCUGUUCACCGGCCAGUGGGUGUACGACAACGUGACAAGCCCAAUUUACAAGGAGCACGAGUGCGAGUUCCUCACAGAGCAGGUUACGUGCAUGAGGAAUGGCAGGAAGGACGAUACCCACCAGAAGUGGCGGUGGCAGCCUCGGGAUUGCAACCUGCCUCGGUUCGAUGCGAGGAUAUUCUUGGAGAGGCUAAGGGGGAAGAGGCUGAUGUUUGUGGGGGACUCGUUGAACCGGAACCAGUGGGAGUCCAUGGUGUGCCUGGCCCAGUCCGGCGGUAUUCCGGGCAAGAAGACGCUUGUGAAGAACGGCUCGCUCAAUGUCUUCCGAGUCGAGGAGUACGAUGCAGCGGUGGAGUUCUACUGGGCGCCGUUCCUGGUGGAAUCGAACUCGGACGAUCCAAACUUGCACAGCAUUCAGAACCGGAUCAUCAUGCCGGAAUCGAUCAACAAGCACGGGAAGAACUGGAAGGGAGUGGACUACCUCAUCUUCAAUACCUACAUCUGGUGGAUGAACACCUUCAACAUGAAAGUCCUGCGAGGGUCGUUCGACGAGGGAGCAACGGAGUAUGAUGAGGUAGACCGGCCUAAAGCCUACAGGAGGGUCCUCAAGACAUGGGCUAAGUGGGUGGAAAAGAAUGUGGAUCCCCAGCGAACGAUGGUGUUCUUCAUGAGCAUGUCUCCUAACCAUAUCAAGAGCGAGGAGUGGGACAACCCAAACGGGAUAAAGUGCGCACAGGAGACGCAACCAGUGACGAACCUGCCGCACGCGCUGGACGUGGGGACGGACUGGCGGCUAUUCGACGUGGCGACGAACGUGACGAGGUCCAUGAGGAAGGUGCCGGUCUGGUUCCUCAGCAUCACCGCGCUGUCGGAGCUCCGGAAGGACGCGCACACCUCCGUCCACACGCUGCGGCAGGGAAAGCUGCUGACGCCGGAGCAGCAGGCGGACCCGGCCACCUACGCCGACUGCAUCCACUGGUGCCUCCCGGGCCUCCCGGACAUCUGGAACGAGUUCCUCUACGCCCGCAUCGCCUCCAGCCCUUGGCGCAUCUGAUCCAUCAUGCCUCUUUUUUUGUCGUUACACUUCCUCUUUUCUUUUCUUUUCUUUCCCCUUUGAUGAUUUUAUUUUUUAAAUGUUCGUAUUUUUGGGAACAUCUGGGGGUGGCGUGGCAGACUGCUAAUGGCAUGGAAGAGAGAGCUUAUAUUAUUAGGACGUUCGGAACGGACUGGAGAGGGCGUUCGCCUGUUGAUAUGAUGGCUGCCACCGCCACGCUGUUGGUUGUGACACAUGGCUUCCUCUAAUUGUAUAUUUCAUUUGCACUUGGA
Molecule: messenger RNA, 2087 nt
Organism: Phoenix dactylifera (date palm)
Lineage: Eukaryota; Viridiplantae; Streptophyta; Magnoliopsida; Arecales; Arecaceae
Source: RefSeq, a predicted model, not a curated record